AUGCAAUCUGAUUCUUCUAUAUUUGAAGAAACAAUAUCUGAAAUAAAUAUUCUACAUUUAUCACAUUCGAAUAUUUUUAUGCUUAAUCUUUCAUCAGUAUCCGGAUUCGAAAAUGAUUCAAUAGCAAUUUCCUAUGAUUUUUAUCAACAUGUAACUGAAAUAAUUGUAUACAAAUACAUAUGCUUAACAAUAUUUAUAAUUGGUGUCAUCGGAAAUUUACUAAGUGUAUUAGUAUUUAGUCGAGCAUCGUUGCGGCAUCGUUCGUGUGCUAUAUAUUUUUUAGCAUUAGCUAUAACUGACAUCGCAUCAUUAUUUGCUUCGUUUAUCGAUACAGUUCUUCCAUCCUAUAAUAAUGUUUCUUUAACAAUGAAAUCCUUGUUCAUAUGCAAACUAAAUCCGUUAAUGGUUUAUUUUACAACAGAUCUUUCCAAUUUUCUAUUAGCUGUCGCAUCAAUUGACCGAGCUGUAUCAAUUCAGUGUCCCUUAAAAUCGAAACAAUUUUGUCGAGCACGUAUUGCUAUUUAUAUAAUUAUUAUUAUGGCAUUAACAGUUCUUUUUAUUAAUGGUCAUAUUUUUUGGGGCUUCGAGUUGAUUGAUGAACAAUCUCAACGAUUUUGUUCACCAUCAAAAACGAAAAUUAUUUAUUAUAAUGAACCUAAUUCCAUAACUUACGAUCGUUUUUAUGCAAUAUUUGAUUCAUUAGAUAUGCUAUUUGCUGUUGUUUUUCCAUUUGUUGUUAUGUUAAUAUGCAAUUUAAUUAUUUUGAUACGUGUUAUAACAUCACGACGUUCAAUAAGUACUAUAUUAACAACGACAGUACAAUCAAAAAAAACACGUAAAAGACAUGAAAAAGAAAGACAAUUAACAGUUAUGUUACUUGGAAGUGCAGCUGCUUUUUUAGUAUUUACACUACCAACAGAAAUCAAUGAUACAGUUCGUGCUUUCCGCCCAUCAAAUUUGUCUCAACCAAAAGGUGCCAUGGCAUUGAUGACAGCUGUAUUUAUUGCUAUGGAACAAUUAAAUCAUGCUAUUCAUUUUUAUAUUUAUACAUUAACGGGUCGAGUUUUUCGAAAUGAAUUAAUACAAUUAUUUACUUUAUCUAAACAUAGUUUAUUAAGACACCAAAAAUCAUCAACAAUCAGACAAAUCAAUCAUGACCACUCACUUCAAAGUUUUUCCAGACAAAAAAAUAGUCAUAAUGAUAAUAAAUAA
Molecule: messenger RNA, 1212 nt
Organism: Rotaria socialis
Lineage: Eukaryota; Metazoa; Rotifera; Eurotatoria; Philodinida; Philodinidae
Source: the annotation of a GenBank genome assembly